This is a messenger RNA of Drosophila busckii, 3588 nucleotides long. It is a transcript of the gene Strip, whose product is annotated as striatin-interacting protein 1 homolog. Gene Ontology annotation, cellular component: cytosol. Bases 66 to 2861 code for a protein of 931 amino acids. The record is from RefSeq and is a predicted model, not a curated record. Gene Ontology annotation, biological process: cytoskeleton organization. Lineage: Eukaryota; Metazoa; Arthropoda; Insecta; Diptera; Drosophilidae. The transcript is spliced from 4 exons.
AUAUUUAGAAAUUUUUCGAGCGUGUGACUUUAAUUAUACUAGCUCACCCAAACUAUAUAUAUUUUAUGUCGAAUACUGAAUAUGACAUGGUCUGGAUACACUACAAGCAAGUACGCGCCAAGAAGGAAGCUAAGGGCAUGAUCAUGAACUUGAGUAUACUUGCCAAGCUCUAUAGACAAGCACGCCAGGCCAUUGUAGAAGACACACACGAUGUGGACGCCAAUUGUGACGGGCCCGACUUGGAUUUCGUGUACGCCGAUGUGGAUAGUUAUCAGAAUGAAAUUGCCGAGCUCUACAGCUACACAGAGUUUAGCGAGUUCCAAAUGAAUGUUAAGGCUUUCGAGGACCAAAUGGAACUCUAUGAUCUGCCACCAAAUUGGCAAAAACAAGAUGCCGCCUCUCAGCGUAGCAUUGUUAUGAAACUAAUAGACCAACUGGAGGUCUCGGACCGCGCGUUCCGCAUGCAGGCGGCACGUUGCAUACUGUAUUUGGCGCAGGGUUGCUGGGCCGAAGUGCAAUCCGACGAGGAGCAGCAUCAAAAUACGCGCGAUAAUGUUAUUGUGCUUUAUAAGCUGGGCGUGUUUUCCUCCUUCAUUGACUUGCUCAACAUGGAAAUUGAAACCGCCUGCUCACCGGAUAUUGUGGCGGUUAAGAUAACCAACGUGACAUUGGUGGACUCCACAGACAUACGUGUCAUUCUCUCGGUGCUGUACAUUAUCACAGAGACAAUACGUGAUGAGCACGAAAAGGGUACUGAGGACUAUAAGGAGCUGGCUGAAUCCUUUGUACAAGAAAUAAACAGUCCACUCCCUGAUGGCGAGCUGCUGGCGGUCAAGCUGCUGGGUAUGAUUACACGCUUUUGCAGUGGCGCUGCUCCGCAGUUUCCCAUGAAAAAGGUUGUGCUGUUGCUGUGGAAGGUAUCGCUUUUGGGUCUAGGCGGUAUGGACGUGCUAAAGAAUCUCAAGAACGAAUACAGACUCAAUGUCGGGCUGGAACCGAUCACGGAGGACACGCUUGAAGUUACCAAAUGUAUGCGUGCCAGCUCACCGCCUGCUACAGCCACAGACAUACUUGAAAAUCAGUAUCCCAAGCGUAAUUUCAAGCGCUCACUUAUGAAACAACGUUUCUUGGACGAGCCGGAGCAAAUUGACAUGGAAAUGUCCGGUAAUGAGGGUGGUCCCAAUGCAAACAAUGGCAACACGGCAUCUGUGGGCUCCAAUACUGGGAAUGGCGAGGAUGAACUUUCACAGUACUAUCGGCCUUUUGAUGAUCCCUCCGCUUCCACUUCGGGCGGCAACACAGCGACGGCUAAUCCCAACAAUCAGCCAAGUUUAAAUCAAACGCCCGCCGCCGUGCCUCCUGUGCAGAUAACAGCGCGUUUGCCUUGGACGCCUAAAGUUCGCCAAAAGGACAUUGAUCAGUUCUUGGACAUAUCCAGAAAUAAGUUCAUUGGUUACUCGCUUAUAGGCGAUCAUGAAAGUCUAGCGGGCCUACCGCAACCCAUACACGAGGGCUUCAAAACGCUGCAGCGUCACAUGUAUGUCAGCCUGGCAGAUGUCCAAAUAAAGAAAGAGGAGGAUAUUGCACGCAACCCCAUCUCAACGCACGAGGAUGAGAUUAAGCUGACACCAGCUGAGAUACUCUACCAGGCCAUAUUGCCCAAUUUGCCGCAAUAUAUGAUAGCUCUACUAAAGGUCUUGCUAGCCGCCUCGCCCACAUCAAAGUCGAAGACAGAGAGUAUUAAUAUUAUGGCCGAUGUACUGCCUAAGAAGAUGCCGCUAACGGCUACGCAGUCCACCAAGCUUACAGUGGAUAUGGGACGCCACAAGGAGAUUAUAGUCAAGGCCGUGUCGGCUAUUAUAUUGCUCUAUCUAAAGCACUUUAAGAUCAACCAUGUAUAUCAGUUUGAGUUCAUGUCACAGCAUCUAGUGUUUGCCAACUGCAUUCCACUUGUGCUAAAGUUCUUCAACCAGACGAUCACCGAGUAUGUAAACACCAAGAACUCUAUACCAUUGCUGGACUUUCCCUCGUGCGUAAUUGGCGAGCAGCCAGAUCUAAGCGGCGAUAGCUUUGUCUAUGGCACUGACAUGUCAGACAAGCCCUACUCCUGGCGCAAUGUAUUCAGCUGCAUUAAUCUACUGCGCAUACUCAACAAGCUUAUCAAGUGGAAACAUUCGCGUGUGAUGAUGCUGGUGGUGUUCAAGUCGGCGCCCAUACUAAAAAAGACUCUCAAAGUGCGACAUGCUAUGAUGCAGCUGUAUGUGCUCAAGCUCUUAAAGAUGCAGACAAAAUACUUGGGUCGACAGUGGCGCAAGUCCAACAUGAAGACGUUGAGUGCAAUUUACUCCAAGGUACGUCAUCGUCUCAACGACGAUUGGGCGUUUGGCAAUGAUCUCGAGUCGCGUCCUUGGGAUUUCCAAGCGGAGGAGUGCACGCUGCGCGCCUGCGUUGAUCGUUUUAAUCUACGACGUUAUCCAGAGGCUACACAAAAGUGCGGCACAGGCGGUGGCAGCAAUGGCACUGCCGCUCAAAAUGCCGAGAAUGCGCAGCAGUCGAACAUGCAUACAGGCAAUGGCAGUGCCAACAAUGGCAGCGAUCGCGAUACAAAUGGUUAUGGCAAUAAUGGCAGCAGCGCCACUGGCACCGGAGGCAACGCACAGCAGGGACAGCAGCUGCAUGAUUAUGGGGUAGAGGGCGGCUUUCCCAGCGAUGAGAUACUUACGCAUUCGGACUUUGCAUUCUUUGGCCAUUCGGGCUGGUGGGAUCGCAAGGUGGAAUUGACAGAUUAUUUUAAAGCCAACUAUGCUGUGUGGCUGGAGGAAGAGGUCUACAACAGUCAAACCGACUGGGAUGCGCUCUAAGCCUGCACCUGGAUUAAUUAUACAAUAGCAGCCGUAGCAGCAGCAGAAGCAUAUUUAAGCAAAAAGUUAUUAACAUAAUUCUAAGCAUAUUACAUAUAUAAAGUCGAUAUGAAACUAUUGAUAUAAUCGCAUCCUUGCAGUCAGACAGUCAAGCAUGGGACCCUGCACUUAACACCUCCAGUUAAAACCAAUUGGCAAUAAAACUUGUUCAAGCAACAAAUCCAACGAUUCAUGGCAUAAUCUACUACUGUAUACUUAAAUAUUCAUACAUAUGUAUAUGCUAACGUAUAAUUAAUGUAUUUAUUUUUUAUUAAUACUACUAUACACGCAUACACCCAACUCCACUUUAUGGAAUUUGCAGCAAAAUAAACUCGAAACGUAGUACUUGAAUUAAGUUAAUUUUUCAUGCAAGUUUAUUUGUAGUUGUGCUACGCACGAGCGAAGAAAAAUACUACAUUUAUAAUAAUUGCCUUAAGUCUAAUUUAAAAUACAUUAUUUACAAGUGUGCAUAUGGUUGGAACCAUAAACAGCGUUUAAAUUUAAACCUUCAAAUAGUACAUAUUUCAAUUUUGUUAUUUUCAAUUAAUUUGUUUUGUAAAUGUUUAGCGCAGCUAAAUGAAUUCCUAAACCACGUGCCCGUUUCAAACCAACACUUAGAAAUAAAACUAAUUAAAGUAAAGCGUAGUUUAGUAAACAACUUAAUAUAUGCCAAUAAUGUUCUCUGCUA